CAGAUUUUUUAAAAAGGAAAUGGUUUGUCAACUAUCACGGAUACAGUGAAUUUUUUCUACGAACACACAGAAAACAAGAUAUGAUGAGUUUUCACAGCAACUCAUUUUCUGUCACUUCGACUUUUCCUAUAAAAGACCCACUUCGCCGGCCAACAAUUGCUCAAAGUGAAAACCGAGGCUCUUUUGUCAGCUUUCGACGAACAGCAGGUGCCCAUUUUUGUUUCUUUUCAUUCGUCUUCUUCUGGUGCGGUACUAUAAAUUACUGGCGUGCAGUGGCUUUGGGAUUUUGGGGAGGACUGAGACGGGGAAGAUGGCUGCCUGUCGUCUAUCCUAUAAUUCUCUGGUGUUUAUGUUUGCUGUAAUAUUUCUCUGUUGUUUCAACGGGAGUGUCAAUUGUCGAUAUAUCAAGUACGACACCGGAGCUGGUAUUGUGCCCGGGAAACUGAACGUUCAUUUGGUGCCACACUCGCAUGAUGAUGUUGGGUGGCUGAAGACUAUUGAUCAGUACUAUGUUGGAUCAAACAACAGCAUUCAGGGUGCAUGUGUGGAGAAUGUGCUGGACUCGGUUGUGGAGUCCUUGCUUCGUGAUCCGAAUAGGAAGUUUGUGUUUGCUGAAAUGGCUUUCUUUGAGCGGUGGUGGGUGACGCAAAGUGCAGAAACCCAAGAACAAGUGAGGAAACUAGUAGAUGCUGGCCAACUGGAAUUUGUAAAUGGUGGUUGGUGUAUGCACGAUGAAGCAACAUGCCAUUACAUAGAUAUGAUUGACCAAACAACUUUAGGUCAUCGCUUGCUAAAGGAGCACUUUAACAAGACUCCUCGUGCUGGAUGGCAAAUUGAUCCAUUUGGACAUUCUGCUGUGCAAGCAUACCUACUUGGGGCAGAGCUUGGAUUCGAUUCUGUUCAUUUUGCAAGAAUUGAUUAUCAAGACAGGGCAAAGCGCAAAGAUGAUAAAUCUCUUGAAGUUGUAUGGCAAGGGUCCAAAACUUUUGGUUCUUCAUCUCAGAUCUUUGCCAAUGCCUUUCCUGUUCAUUAUAGUCCUCCAAAAGGCUUCCAUUUUGAAGUGAAUGAUGAUUUUGUGCCUGUUCAGGAUAAUCUCCUAAUAUUUGACUACAAUGUAAACCAGCGGGUUGAUGAUUUUGUUAGUGCUGCUUUAACCCAAGCUAACGUGACACGUACAAACCAUAUUAUGUGGACAAUGGGUGAUGAUUUCCAGUACCAGUAUGCUGAGUCUUGGUUCAAGCAAAUGGACAAAUUGAUUCAUUACGUCAACAAGGAUGGCCGAGUGAAUGCCUUGUAUUCCACACCAUCUCUCUACACAGAUGCAAAAAACGCCGCAAAAGAGACCUGGCCUCUGAAAACUGAUGAUUUUUUUCCAUAUGCAGAUAGUGCAAAUGCUUAUUGGACUGGGUUUUUUACUAGUCGACCAGCCUUGAAGAGAUAUGUCCGACUGCUUAGUGGAUAUUAUCUGGGAGCCCGACAACUUGAAUUCCUGGUUGGGAAGAAAUCUAGUGGUCCCACUACUUUUGCUCUGGGAGAUGCUUUAGGUGUUGCCCAACAUCAUGAUGGUAUCACAGGAACUGCUAAACAGCAUACAACAGAUGACUAUGCAAAACGCCUAGCUAUUGGAGCCAAAGAAGCUGAAGCUGUUGUCAAUUCUGCGCUGUCAUGCCUGACCAAUAAAAGAUCAGGACAGAAGUGUGUGGCAUCUUCUUUGACAUUUAGCCAGUGCCAGCUACUCAAUAUCAGUUACUGUCCACCAACAGAGGAAAAGAUUCUGGAAAAGAAGGGUUUGGUUGUGGUGGCAUAUAAUCCCACUGGCUGGAUGCGCACAGAUAUCAUCAGGAUACCCGUUUAUGAUGCCAAUCUUAUCAUUCAAGAUUCCUCUGGACAUAUCAUUGAGGCACAAUAUAUCAGCUUGGAUAAUGUCACAAGAAACUUAAGGAAGUUCUAUACAAAGGCUUAUGUAGGAUUGCCAUCAACACCAGCCCCUAAGUACUGGCUUCUCUUUCAAGUUUCUGUGCCACCAUUAGGUUGGAAUACAUACUUCGUCUCUAAAGCGGCUGGGAUAGGGAGCAGCAGCAAUGUCUUUUUCUCUAGAAUGGAGAGCCCUCGAAAUAAGGUUGUUGAAAUUGGACCUGGGAAUCUCAAGUUGUCUUUUUCUUCAGCCACUGGCCAGCUCAGAAGGAUGUAUAACUCCAAAACGGGGGUAGAUGUACCAAUACAGCAGAGUUAUCUCUGGUAUGCCUCAAGUACUGGUGACUUUGAUGAUCCUCAGGCUUCUGGUGCGUACAUUUUCCGACCCAAUGGAUCCCCUCCAACUAUUGUCUCAAGAUCAGUAUCCUUGAAAGUUGUCCAUGGACCUUUAGUUGACGAAGUGCACCAACAGUUUAACUCAUGGAUCUACCAGGUCACUAGACUGUACAAAGACAAAGAGCAUGCUGAAGUUGAAUACACUAUUGGACCAAUUCCCACAGAUGAUGGUGUUGGAAAGGAAGUUGUCACGAGAAUGACAGCAAACAUGGCCACAGACAAGGUGUUUUACACUGAUUCAAAUGGAAGAGAUUUUAUAAAGCGGAUUCGAGAUUACAGGUCAGAUUGGCCUCUUGAAGUUAAGCAGCCUGUUGCAGGAAACUACUAUCCGCUUAACCUUGGAAUGUUCAUUAUGGAUAAGAAAACAGAGUUCUCAGUCUUGGUUGAUCGUGCGACUGGGGGUUCAAGCAUUGUUGAUGGUGAAGUAGAGCUCAUGCUUCACAGGCGAAUGCUGUUUGAUGACUCCAGGGGAGUAGGAGAAGCACUUGAUGAAAUUGCUUGUUCUGGAAGUACAUGUGAAGGACUAACGGUUCGCGGAAAUUAUUACAUGAGCAUUGACAAGUUAGGGGCUGGAGCACGCUGGCGCCGAACAACUGGUCAAGAAGUUUACUCACCACUCCUUCUAGCAUUCACUCAUGAGAGCUUGGAGAAUUGGAGAUCUUCUUUUCUGACAAAAGCAACAGCAAUGGAUACAAACUAUUCUCUGCCCUUGAACGUUGCUUUGAUUACUCUUCAGGAGUUAGACGAUUGGAGUGUGCUCCUCCGACUAGCACAUCUAUACGAGGAGGGUGAAGAUGUUGAGCAGUCAAAACUUGCUAAGGUUGAGCUGAAAAGGAUGUUUGCCGGAAGGACGAUAAAAGAAGUGAAAGAAACAAGCUUAUCAAGCACUCAAGAGAAAUCAGAGAUGAAGAAGAUGAGAUGGAAAGUGGAAGGAGACAGUGGAAAAGAAUCUUCCCCAACCAGAGGCGGUCCUCUUGAUCCUUCAACUCUUGUUGUGGAACUUGGACCCAUGGAGAUCCGUAGCUUCUUGUUGAAAUUUUAGGCACAUAAAAUCAGUAAUCAAAUUUUAUGUCAAAUAUAUAAAUAAAACACACAUAAAUAUUGAAGCCCGUGAUCUCUUGGAAGUC
Messenger RNA from Carica papaya (papaya), 3437 nucleotides. Its product is annotated as Glycosyl hydrolase family 38 protein. The record is from RefSeq and is a predicted model, not a curated record. Gene Ontology annotation, biological process: mannose metabolic process. Lineage: Eukaryota; Viridiplantae; Streptophyta; Magnoliopsida; Brassicales; Caricaceae. Gene Ontology annotation, molecular function: alpha-mannosidase activity; carbohydrate binding.